This is a messenger RNA of Psilocybe cubensis, 417 nucleotides long. RefSeq lists its product as uncharacterized. The record is from RefSeq and is a predicted model, not a curated record. Lineage: Eukaryota; Fungi; Basidiomycota; Agaricomycetes; Agaricales; Agrocybaceae. Bases 1 to 417 code for a protein of 138 amino acids. The transcript has 5 exons.
AUGGCGCUUGGCGCUUCUGCACAAAUUUUGGGCAAUCUCGCUCAGGCGGCCGGUCAACUCGCUGGCAAUCUAAACCUUGGUGGCCUUGUAAAUGGUGCAGGUAAUGCUGCAGGUACACUUGACAUCGGCCCCCGUGCUGCUGAAGUUGGGUCCGAUCUGGUACAGGAUGCAGCACCAGGCAGUGGACAAGUUGGAAGCCUUGUCUCGGGUGCAGGACAGGUUGGGGGAAGGGUUGGCAUUAUGCGCCGAGCAGAGGAGGAUGACGUGGUUCAAGAGGGCAGUGGACAGGUUGGAAGCCUUGUCUCGGGUGCAGGACAGGCUGGGGGCAGGGUUGGCAUUAUGCGCCGAGCAGAGGAGGAUGACGUGGUUCAAGAGCGCGAUGAAAACAUGCGCUCUGCGAAAUUCAAACGCGUUUAA